CGAGGUCCAAGGUCAGAGGUCGCGGGGCCGUCAUGGCGGCGCUGUGUCGGGCCCGUGCCGCAACUGCCAAGAGCCGUUUUCUGCGAGGGUUUCCCUUCCGUCGGCCCUGCCGAGGCACAGGCACCGGGAGCAGCUCAGGGAGCGAGAGUCCCGAUGCCACGGAGCCUGAAAUGCGCCAGGGCGGCUUCGCGAGCGCUUUGGAGCGGCACUCGAAGCUGAGGCGGAAGGCGGAGCUCGGGGAGAAGCCGGCUUCUCCAAAAAAUAUGGAAUCCUUUGCAUCUAUGUUGAGACAUUCUCCUCUUACUCAGAUGGGACCUGCCAAGGAUAAACUAGUCAUUGGACGAAUCUUCCAUAUUGUAGAAAAUGAUCUUUAUAUAGAUUUUGGUGGCAAGUUUCAUUGUGUAUGUAGAAGACCAGAAGUGAAUGGAGAGAAAUACCAGAAAGGAACCAGAGUCCGGCUGCGACUGUUAGAUCUCGAACUUACGUCUAGGUUCCUGGGAGCGACCACAGAUACAACUAUACUUGAGGCGGAUGCGAUUCUCUUAGGAAUCCAGGAGAGUAAAGACACAAAAUCAUAAGAGGAACGUCAUGAAUAAGAAACAGACUUUGCUUAGUGCAUUCCUUUUUGUUGUUGUUUAACCCACAUAUUCAUCGAGAAUGCAAUUAGAAAAUUGUGAAUAAAUGAUUGAAAGAAGACAUAAUAAAGGAAAGCUAUAAUUACA
Messenger RNA from Nyctereutes procyonoides (raccoon dog), 722 nucleotides. It is a transcript of the gene MRPS28, whose product is annotated as mitochondrial ribosomal protein S28. Gene Ontology annotation, cellular component: mitochondrial small ribosomal subunit. Lineage: Eukaryota; Metazoa; Chordata; Mammalia; Carnivora; Canidae. The coding region runs from base 33 to 578 and encodes 181 amino acids. The transcript has 3 exons. The record is from RefSeq and is a predicted model, not a curated record.